AUGUCAAAUCGCGCCACUCUCAUUAUGGGAUUAAGUAUUUUAGGGUUUAUCGAUAUCGUCUUAGCCUAUGAUGGAAUAUCCAAUGUGGAACAAAAGAUCGAGGGGAUAAUACCUAUGUCGAAAGAAUGGACAGAGGAAAUGAUACAUACGUCAAAUCAAUGGUCAGAGGAAACGAUACCUACUUUGAAAGGGAUGGAAGAAGAAGAAGAUACUACUCCUACUACUUCUACUUCUACGUUGAAACAAAGAGCAGAAGAAGGUAGAUUGAGUAAUGCAGAAAGGUUAUCAAGAGGUUUACCUCCGAAAGCUCCAAGAAGGAAAUAUGAUCCUUCACGUACUCGAGCCCACCUAGCUAAAAGAUCCAACGAAGUAGACCCUAUGACAGGCUAUAUCCGUACGACUCCACUUGGUUUUCCAGGUAGGAAACGAGACGCUAUAGAUUCCAAUGGUACAACACCAUACGAUUCACAAGCGUAUAUAUCCGUCGAUGAGGGUGCGAUUGUCUUGUCUACCGACCCUUCUAGAGCUGAAAAGGUUUAUUGGGACCAAGAUGGUCCUGAACAAUUCAUGCACUUUACGAAUUAUCCUUAUAAUUUAGCUUCGGUCAUCACGAAUUAUGGAGGUUCGAAUAAUAUGAAACCUAAUAAUCCUGGUGGUCCCAUUUACCUCUAUUUCACCGGAGCUUAUCCAGACGGUCGAACACCUCAAACUUCACAUGGUUAUCCCGUUCAACAACCCAUUUGGACGACUGAAUCAAUCACAUCUUCUACACCUGCUCAACUCUUUAUGACAUUUUUCAACCAAGAUGGAUCAAAUACCACACCUAAUUUUUACGUUUACGAUACAGAAUAUGGAGAACGUUAUAAACUCGGAGCCGCAUUAUCCGGUGAGGAUUUCGAUGGUGAAACCAUGUACAUGGAACUUGAACUUGAACUUGUUGUUGAAGCUGUCUGA
This is a messenger RNA of Tremella mesenterica DSM 1558, 954 nucleotides long. RefSeq lists its product as uncharacterized. The transcript has 4 exons. The record is from RefSeq and is a predicted model, not a curated record. The coding region runs from base 1 to 954 and encodes 317 amino acids. NCBI's taxonomy places the organism in Eukaryota, Fungi, Basidiomycota, Tremellomycetes, Tremellales, Tremellaceae.